UCCUUGGUCGUGGGGUCGUUUCUGGUACCGGGUCCGUAGCAUUCAGGAUGAAUUUAAUUCAGCUUGUGCGUGACCACUGGGUACAUGUGCUUGUCCCUAUGGGAUUUGCUGUUGGAUGGUACCUAGACAGAAGGAAUGAAGAAAAGCUAACUGCCUUCCGGAACAAGAGUUUGUUAUUUAAAAGGGAGCUGAGACCGAAUGAAGAAGUCACCUGGAAGUAAAGGCUGGGCCUGAAUUACAGAAUGCUCACGUUUUUUAAAUUAUGAGAAAAAUAAAAACAUUUAAUUUAAAAAAAA
Molecule: messenger RNA, 296 nt
Organism: Phyllostomus hastatus (greater spear-nosed bat)
Lineage: Eukaryota; Metazoa; Chordata; Mammalia; Chiroptera; Phyllostomidae
Product: NADH dehydrogenase [ubiquinone] 1 beta subcomplex subunit 1
Exons: 1
Coding region: 48-221 (57 amino acids)
Cellular component (GO): mitochondrion
Source: RefSeq, a predicted model, not a curated record